CUAAAUCACAGUAUUUUGCUUUCAGUGUGAAAUAUGAGUUUCCGAGGAAGAUCAACAUACAGGCCUAGAGCAAGAAGAAAUGAUCAACCAUCUUCUCAUCUGGUUGUGCCUGUGGUUCAACCCGAGCCUGAUGAUGAACAAGGUCAACAAGAUGAGCCAUCAACUGGAGUUCAGGAUAUUACUCCUCGUCUGGGGAGAAAUGAGGGAGCAUCUGGUGUUCAAGGGCCCGAGGCGCAAUCUGCCAUCCAGGAACUAAGUGAGCCCAAGACUGGGCGUGAGCGUGGAGACGGUCCGGAUGUCAAGGGAAAGCAGCCACUGAACCCAGAGCACAUUAAACAACUGGAAGCAGGUGAAGGGCAACCAUAGAAUUAAAAGAAGACAAAGUGAAACCAAUGCAGACUGUUCUCGAAUUGGAAAUUUGUUAAAAUUCUUUCAAUAAAGUUUCACAGUUUUUC
Messenger RNA from Nycticebus coucang (slow loris), 455 nucleotides. Its product is annotated as X antigen family member 3-like. Bases 34 to 366 code for a protein of 110 amino acids. The record is from RefSeq and is a predicted model, not a curated record. The transcript is spliced from 4 exons. Lineage: Eukaryota; Metazoa; Chordata; Mammalia; Primates; Lorisidae.